AUGUCCUCCAGAAUCACUCGCUCGGCCGCGAGACAAGCUGCAGAUUCUCCCCCGCCCGCCGGUUCCGGUCCCUCUUCUACAUCCCCCGCCGCUGGUUCGGCCCCAUCUCGAAAGCGAAAGGCUCCCGCACGCCGCGGUCAGUCACCGGACUCCUCGGAGCGGCCAAAUAGUCAUCAAUCUCCCCAUCGAAAGACCAAGCGACAACGGCGUGCACCUUCGCCACGAGCGGCAAACGCCUCUGCUGCAGCUUCUCGUCGUGGUACCCGAAACCGCCCAACUAUGUCACACCCUGGUCCAUCGUCACACCCGGCGGAGGAAUCUUCGAAGAAGCCGGCCUCGCCCCCGCAACAAAGAAGGAAAUCUAGUCGACAUGGGAAAUCGGCUCAAGCUACUCAGUCACCUCCCCCGAACCGGCAAAAGAAGCGCUCCAGAACUCGUCCAGAUGUCGUUAUGAAAGAGGCAGAUGACGAAUUAGAGGAACGGGAGAAAAGCGAGGAACAUGAGGCUUCCCCACCAAGUGACAGCAAUGAUGGCACGAACCCUUCAGGUCUCGACGAUGAGGACGAAGAGGAAGAUGAUGGAGAUCUUUUUCAUAACAGUCUGUUCGGAGCGCGAGGCUCCCUUGGACUCCAGAGUACUCUUCGUGCCCUUAGCGGUAUGAUGUCGGGCAUGUCAUCCCGCCUACGGGAUAUCCUCCAAAAUUUGAGAAUGAAGGAUGACCCGUCAGUUCAACUUAUCGCCCUUCAGGAGCUUUCAGAUCUGUUACUUGUAUCGAACGAAGACAACCUAUCUGGCCAGUUUUCUCCUGAUCCUUACGUGAAGGAGCUGGUAUCUCUCAUGCAACCAAAUGAUUUUGGGGAAGAGAAUCCGGAAAUAAUGCUUCUUGCGUGCCGUUGUUUGGCUAACCUCAUGGAGGCCUUACGCGGCUCUGUGGCCAAUGUCGUUUAUGGCGGCGCUGUACCGAUCCUGUGCCAGAAGCUACUGGACAUUCAGUUCAUUGACUUGGCUGAGCAGGCUCUCAGUACAUUAGCAAAGAUUUCGGUGGACUUCCCGGCGUCCAUUGUACGAGAAGGAGGCUUAACAGCAUGCUUAACAUACCUUGACUUUUUCCCUACGAGUACCCAACGCACCGCAGUAACAACGGCCGCCAAUUGUUGCCGGAAUCUGCCGCACGAUUCCUUCCCCGUUGUGCGAGAUGUCAUGCCCACCCUCCUGAACGUUCUAUCUAGCAAUGAUCCGAAGGUCGUUGAACAAGGCUGCCUAUGUGUUUCUCGGAUAGUGGAAAGCUUUAGACACAAACCAGAGAAGCUUGAGGAGCUUAUUAGCCCGGAGAUGCUAAAGGCGGUCCUUCGUCUGCUGCUGCCAGGCACCACAAACCUCAUCGGACCGCACAUUCAUACCCAGUUUCUUCGAGUUCUGGCAAUCACGUCGAAAGCUAGCCCCCGGCUGUCGGUAGAACUGCUGAAAACGGACGUAGUCGACACUCUCUACCAGAUCUUGACUGGAGUCUCGCCACCAGAAAACAUUGAUGACCAAGCUAUCAAGAUGGAUAGCGUACUUGUGAUGCAGGCUUUGAUUCACCGGCCGAAGGAGCAAGUUACCGAAACACUGAAUGUUAUUUGUGAGCUCCUACCAGGUGUUCCCGAGCGUCCAAACUCGCAUGACGCUGGUAAUCCCGAGGUCGCUGCAACAUCGGGGUCCAAGCCAUCCUCAUCGAAGGGGUUAGCUGAGAAACGACGGUCUUUGCUCAUGGGCUGUAAAUCUGAGCUGAGACGGUUCGCCUUGGUCUUGCUCCCCACACUCACUGAUGCGUUUUCUAGCACGGUCAACCUGGAAGUACGCCAAAAGGUUCUUGUGGCGCAGCUCAAGAUGUUGCAAAAUCUGGAUCCUGCUUUGAUUGAGGAGGCUCUCCGAUCAGUGCAAUAUGCGUCCUUCUUGGCGGCCAUUUUGUCUCAGAAGGAUCACCCUUCGCUAGUGUCAUCAGCACUCCGCUGCGCAGAGCUACUUUUCCAGCGGCUGGAGCAUGUUUACCAACACCAGUUUCAUCGCGAAGGCGUGAUAUCAGAAAUUGCCGAGCUUGCAAAAGAACCGUUAUCAACUGAGAAGGACACGAAGCCUUCCCGCGACUCGCCAGCUGCUUCAAUUAUGGACACCUCAGAAGACACGCGCCAGGAUAAGAGCUCCAUUGUGCGCCCAGCCGGUCACCUUGGGACAAAUCCGGAUGAUGAGGAGAGCCAAGAUGACGAUGAUCGUGACAGCGAAGACGAGGAUGCGAAUGAUUCUGAAGAGAAUGAUGAAGACCAGGAUGAAGAUAAUGAUGAUAUCUCGGAUUCUGAAACUUCGUCGUCUUCUGCUCGGGGACGUUCAUCAAGGUUGGAGGAUGCGAUGCAUGAUUCAGUCAUUCGUCAUGCACGUGCUUUCAUGGAGCAGUAUGAAUCCAGUCAAGGAGCAGAAAUGCGUGAGAAGGCUUUGGAGACUCUCAACGAACUACAAGCGCUUGCUGCCGAAAUUGAAGCCUGCUAUUCCGGCCCCGGUGAUUAUGGGGAGGGGAUUGACCUUUUCCGCAAAUUGGCAAGCUAUUUUGAAGGCGAUGCGUUGGAAAGUAUCACCAGUUCGGAACUCCUCAACUCCGGGAUCAUUAAUACCUUGCUCGCUGUAUUUGACGAUUUCAAUUCCACCCCCAUGCGUGAGGCUCGCAGCGCCUUCCUUCAGGCGUUCAUGGGCUCGACUAUUUCCGAAAAGGCACAAAGCCAGAGCACGGCAACGACGCGCUUUGGGGUGUUGGUAAAUAAACUGCAGGAUCUUCUUAGCCGGACAGAGCAUUUCGAGGUGAUGACUGUCGGCCACAAUUCACUGGAAAACACGCGCAACAAUGCGGCCUACAUGCUUGGAAAACAGCUCCGGCUGAAGUUAGUUGCUGAUGAAGAUUCUGAUAUACCCCGCUCCUACAGAAACAUCAUGGUUUCUAUUCACGCCAUUGCAACUUUCAAGGCCCUGGAUGAUUUCCUCCAUCCCCGAAUUGCCCUUUCCGACAGGCCGAAGACAUCUCGUAGCCGUGAAACAAUCUUGUCGCAGAUUGCGAAUGCAGCGCGUCUCAGGGAUCAGCUGGCCGAAAAUCACAACUCCGACGCUAGCGACUUUUCACGGCCUUCUGGUAGUAGUAGGCCCGCCAAUAGAUCCACUACUACUGAGUCUAAGGCCACCGCGAAGGAGAACUCUGCUGGUGGACCGGACGUAACCCCAAGAUCUAAGCGGUCUCAACCGCAGCCUGAUGACAACGGCCGUGAGGAUGAACCACUGGAGUGCGCUGACGAGCGCCACUUGAGUGAGGACGAUAAUGAUGACGAUGUCGAGGGGGAUGAUGAAGAGCUAAAUGCCAUUGUGGACGAUCUUGAGGAAGAAAUGUCUGAUGAGAACGUGCAUGAUCCAUCCGCUGUAAACAUGGAGGUGGCAUCAUCAGGCAAAGUUACUGCCCGCAAGGAAGACGGCACUCGCGUAUCUACACCGUCGCAAUCGACACCCGUGUCCAAGUCAUCAUCCGGGCCCCGCCGGUCUUCAUUAAGUUCAGCGGGUGCUGGCUCUUUGGGCAUGGCUGGCCGCCCGUUUUCUUAUGCUGCCGCCAUGGCUUCGGCCCCAUCUGACUGGCACAUUCAGUUCAGUAUUGACGGCCAGCCUGUUUCCAGUGACACUACGAUCUACCGUGCUGUUCAUCAUAACCGUCGCCACUUGGACCCUAGCGGACGGAAUGUGUGGUCCGCAGUUCACACAGUUAGCUUUCGACGUGUACCGGGGCCGCCACCAGCAGAGCCGUCUACGGUAUCCACCAACGCAUCCGGAUCCAAUCCACAAGACAAUAGCAGCGGUAUGCCGUCCUCUCUCAAUCAAGACCAUAUCACAUCCUCGAUCUUGCGCCUUCUUCGUGUCCUACAUGGCAUGAACACAACUCUCGACGAUAUACUCGCGGAGACCAAAGAUCUUAUCGCCCUCAAGCCUGAGCCAUUGGCGCAGUUUAUCAACACGAAGCUCACCGCAAAACUUAAUAGACAGCUGGAGGAGCCUUUGAUUGUUGCAAGCAGCUGUCUGCCUGAUUGGAGCGAAGACCUUGCGCGAUCCUUCGCCUUUUUGUUCCCUUUCGAGACCCGGCAUCUAUUCCUUCAAUCUACCGCCUUUGGAUAUUCGCGGGCCAUGAUGCGAUGGAACAACUCUCAGGGAGAUGAUAGUCGUCAUGAUCAGCGGCGAGAUGAUCGGCCAAUGCUGGGUCGUUUGCAGCGACAAAAAGUACGGAUCUCAAGAAGUCGUAUUCUCGAGUCAGCCAUGAAAGUCAUGGAACUUUACGGCUCCUCUCCCAGUGUGCUUGAGGUUGAAUAUUUUGAAGAAGUUGGAACCGGCUUAGGUCCCACUCUUGAGUUCUAUUCGACGGUCUCCAAGGAGUUUUCGAAGAAGAAACUAAAGAUGUGGCGGGAAAACGACUGCGGUGAUUCCGAAGAAUACGCGUUUGGUACUCGGGGUCUGUUCCCUGCACCGCUGAGCGAAGAACAGCUCGCGUCAGAAUUUGGCAAAAAGCAGUUGCAGUUGUUCAAAACCCUUGGGAAAUUUGUCGCUCGCUCAAUGUUGGAUUCGAGGAUCAUAGACAUCUCGUUCAAUCCCGCCUUCUUCCGUAUCGCCGACACCUCUUCCCCAGUAGCCCCUUCACUCGGUACAGUUAAAGCAGUGGAUCAAGAUUUGGCCAAAUCUCUACUGUUGCUGAAACGCUUCGCUAAUGCCAAAAAGGCCUUGGAGGCAAAGAACCUCCCUAAGGCCAAGAAGACGCAGGCUCUGAUGGCGAUUGAGGUCGAUGGAGUCCAUGUCGAGGACUUGAGCCUGGAUUUCACACUUCCUGGAUAUCCUGCAAUUGAGCUCAUCAAGAAUGGCUCGAAUAUCCCGGUUACGAUUGAAAAUGUUGACGUGUAUGUCGACAGAGUUGUGGACAUGACCUUGGGCAGUGGCGUACAAGCACAGGUAGAAGCUUUCCGCACGGGCUUCUCCCAAGUCUUCCCCCAUUCCGCUCUACAGACUUUCACGCCGAAUGAACUGGCGAUGUUAUUUGGUAGAGCUGAGGAAGACUGGUCAAUUGAGACCCUGAUGGACUCUAUAAAAGCGGAUCACGGCUUCAACAUGGACAGUCGCAGCGUGCGCAACUUGCUACAGACGAUGAGUGAACUAGACACGCAACAACGGCGUGACUUCCUUCAAUUUGUUACUGGGAGCCCCAAACUGCCUAUUGGAGGCUUCAAGAGUCUUACGCCGAUCUUCACCGUCGUCUGUCGCCCGAGCGAGCCGCCCUACCUGCCCGACGAUUACCUUCCCAGUGUCAUGACUUGUGUAAACUACUUGAAGUUACCCGACUACAGCAGUCUGGACGUCCUCCGGGAGCGUCUAUCUGUGGCGAUCAAGGAAGGACAAGGCGCAUUCCACCUUUCGUAAUGGGGUUGUUGAUGCUCAAGCCACUAUUCCCCUAACCUGGAAUCUUUCGGCAAGUGGAACUGUGGCUACGAGGCAGAUAUGGCGACCCGACACGGAAUAAAAAAAAAACAGCAAGAGAGAAUGCAAUGCCCAGGGAUGAACGAUGAUGAAUGUUAUACCUGAUCUCUUCUCACCUCCGAAACUUCGGUAAAUUAUGAUGAACGCAUGGGUGAAUUUGUUUUGAUUGGCGAGUUUCUUGCAUUCGGGUGUCUUUUCAUUCAUUCUUUAACGCCUUGCUCAGUCUUAAGCUUGGGAAGGAGUCCAAAAGGGGUAUUCAAUAGCUAUCUAGAUAGAAAUGCUAGUUCUUCAACCUGUAUUG
Molecule: messenger RNA, 5821 nt
Organism: Aspergillus nidulans FGSC A4
Lineage: Eukaryota; Fungi; Ascomycota; Eurotiomycetes; Eurotiales; Aspergillaceae
Product: protein hulC
Exons: 7
Coding region: 1-5463 (1820 amino acids)
Biological process (GO): ubiquitin-dependent protein catabolic process
Molecular function (GO): ubiquitin protein ligase activity; ubiquitin-protein transferase activity
Source: RefSeq, a predicted model, not a curated record